AUGGGGAGUGGAGCCAGCGCUGAAGACAAAGAACUGGCCAAGAGGUCCAAGGAGCUAGAAAAGAAGCUGCAAGAGGAUGCUGACAAAGAAGCCAAGACCGUCAAGCUGCUCUUGCUGGGCGCUGGAGAGUCAGGAAAGAGUACUAUCGUCAAACAGAUGAAGAUCAUUCACCAGGAUGGCUACACCGAGGAAGAAUGCCUGGAGUUCAAGUCCAUCAUCUAUGGGAAUGUGCUGCAGUCCAUCCUGGCUAUCAUCCGGGCCAUGUCCACCCUGGGCAUUGACUAUGCUGACUCCAGCCGUGCAGAUGACGGGAGACAGCUCAACAACUUGGCAGACUCCAUUGAGGAAGGCACCAUGCCUCCGGAGCUGGUAGAAGUCAUCAAGAAGUUGUGGAAGGACGGCGGGGUGCAAGCCUGCUUCGAAAGAGCUGCAGAGUACCAACUUAAUGACUCCGCCUCUUACUAUCUGAACCAAUUAGACCGGAUUACAGCACCUGACUACCUUCCUAAUGAGCAAGACGUGCUACGGUCCAGAGUGAAAACCACAGGCAUCAUUGAGACCAAGUUUUCCGUCAAAGACUUGAACUUCAGGAUGUUUGAUGUGGGAGGGCAGAGGUCGGAGAGAAAGAAGUGGAUCCAUUGUUUUGAAGGCGUCACCUGCAUAAUUUUCUGCGCAGCCCUCAGUGCCUAUGACAUGGUGCUGGUAGAAGAUGACGAGGUGAAUCGGAUGCAUGAGUCUUUGCACCUCUUCAACAGCAUAUGCAACCACAAGUUCUUUGCGGCUACUUCCAUUGUUCUCUUUCUCAACAAGAAGGAUCUCUUUGAGGAAAAAAUCAAGAAAGUGCACCUCAGCAUUUGUUUUCCAGACUAUGACGGGAACAACUCUUUUGAGGAUGCAGGGAGUUACAUCAAGAACCAGUUCCUUGACCUCAAUAUGCGAAAAGAUGUCAAAGAAAUCUACAGUCACAUGACCUGUGCUACAGACACGCAGAAUGUCAAGUUUGUGUUUGAUGCAGUUACAGAUAUCAUCAUUAAAGAAAAUCUAAAGGACUGUGGGCUCUUCUAAUCCUCACCAUUCCCCAGGUAUACAUUCUAUAAGCAGGCUUAACACUUUGGUAAUAUCAAGCAAAAAAUUAGAGGUCAGUAUACCAUGA
This is a messenger RNA of Elephantulus edwardii (Cape elephant shrew), 1153 nucleotides long. It is a transcript of the gene GNAT2, whose product is annotated as guanine nucleotide binding protein (G protein), alpha transducing activity polypeptide 2. Gene Ontology annotation, molecular function: GTP binding; G-protein beta/gamma-subunit complex binding; G protein-coupled receptor binding. Gene Ontology annotation, cellular component: heterotrimeric G-protein complex; photoreceptor outer segment; photoreceptor inner segment. Bases 1 to 1065 code for a protein of 354 amino acids. NCBI's taxonomy places the organism in Eukaryota, Metazoa, Chordata, Mammalia, Macroscelidea, Macroscelididae. Gene Ontology annotation, biological process: detection of chemical stimulus involved in sensory perception of bitter taste; adenylate cyclase-modulating G protein-coupled receptor signaling pathway. The record is from RefSeq and is a predicted model, not a curated record. The transcript is spliced from 8 exons.